GUUCUGGACACGAGAACUUUCAUGAAGUAUAGAGAGCAGUUGGGUUUCGCGCGGCUAGAAGGUGUUCUGGCAGCGUCUCAGAUGAUGAAUCCUGACUGGUUGGAAGGCUGUCUUGAACCUCUGACGAGGUCCGCGACCAAGAAAGCUGAUGAGACGUUGCUUUUCAUUGAGCUGUGUUGUGAAGAGAACUCAUCGUUGAGAUUGGUUUGUGGACAGCGUGACGUGCAGUACAUUGGGAUUACGAAAGACGGUGAACUUCCUGAGACUGCGCGAAGAUUGUCGGAACAGAUUGAGGAGCUCAAGAAGAGUCGGAGAGUCGAGAAGAUCCAUUGCCAUGCUUCUUGUUUGCCGUUGCCAGUGGAAGCGCAGAGUGCACGGCAGCAAGCUGAUGGUGCAGGUAGUGACAGUGGUUGGAACCAGAAUGAUCCAUUUUCACGGACGGACAAGUGGAUUGGAAAUCCACCUCAGCCAUCCUUUGAGAAGUGGCGUGAUCGUGAAAGUGAAGUGCUCAAUCGGGCGCAGUAUGUGGCGGAUUUGUCAGCAUGGGCGUCCCAAGCAUCUUUGCAGUUUGGGACUGAGAUUCUGCAAGCAUCUAGGAGUGCCACGUUGAUCCAUGCUUUCAUGGAAGGAGUGGACAUUCAGGAGGAUUGGCAUUCUGGCUGGGUUGAGACCAGUCAAGAUGGCUACGGCACAGGCGAGGUGGCAUACUUUGCAGGUUGCCCUUGGGUUCGACUCCACCCUGUAGAAACUUUAGAUCGCAACACUGAUGAGGUUGAGGAUGUUCAUGUGUCGAGAGGAGCGCUGGCCGAUCCCCCGCAGGAGGCAGUUGCCGUCUCCCAUUUUGUGCAUCGCGUUCUCUUCGGCUUGGGAGAGAUUGAGGAGAAGGAACAGGUGGACAUUGUAUUGGAAUCAGAUUCCAGCUCAGCGUUGCAGUUGAUUGGUGCUGUUGAUCUUCCACGUCGUUCCCGGCACAUUGAUAUCAAGUUGACAUGGUUGAAGGAACGUGUUAGUUCCAAUGAGGUGCAACUUCGACAUCGAGCGGGAACACAGAAUGUGGCAGAUCUUUUCACCAAGCAGGAUACUCAGGUAGGUGCAUGGUCCGAGGCUGAUGAAAAGGCCUUGCAGGUGAUGCUGGCUCGCAGGAGCCAAGGCAUUGUGCCACCUUGCGUCACGCAGACUGCAGGUAGCAUGACGGAUGCUGCGAAGAGGCGCUUGGUUGACUUUGAGAGUGAUGAAUUUGAGGAAGUCCCAUUUCCCGGUUCACCGAAGGAUCGUGUGGCCACACUUGCAGCUAUGGAUGUGACGAUUGCAGAUGAGGGCAAAGUGAAGCAUUUGCUCCCCAAAGGGGUUGACAGCUUUGUGGAAUGGUCCCGCACUGUGAUUGCUUUUGGCAAGCUGAAGGAUUCAGGGCUCAGCUACAAGGAGAUUGUGGCAGACCCGAAGCAUGAGGCCUAUGUGGCUUGGUGCAAGCGUUUGAAAGGCUCGACUGGGCCGGCAGGAGACUUUGGUGAUUUUCUGCAAGCCUAUGAGAUGAUCUUUGAUGGCCGUUUGGGCGAUGGUGGCUACUACUCCGAGUCAACGGUUCGGAGGGUCUUGAAGUGA
Molecule: messenger RNA, 1602 nt
Organism: Durusdinium trenchii
Lineage: Eukaryota; Dinophyceae; Suessiales; Symbiodiniaceae
Source: the annotation of a GenBank genome assembly